AUGGCCGGUGGAAGACGGAGUAAGCCUUUCAGUGUUUGCCUUGAUGGAGCUGAAAGAACUGAAUCCCACACACAGGUGCAUGUGACAAUGCUGAAGCUAUGAGUGGAAUUUUAAUGAGGAAGUUUGAAGAAGUUGGCGGCUCCUCAAUCUUCUCUGUGUGGGAAUCAGAUGAUGAAGUUUCUAGCGGCAAAAGCGCUGACGAUGGUGAUAGUGUCAGUCUUUCCACUUCAAAUCGUUUUAUUCGUACAUGUGACAGCGCUGCAGCUAUGAGUGGAAUUUUAAAGAGGAAAUUUGAAGAAGUUGAUGGCUCCUCGCCCUGCUCUUCUGUGCGGGAAUCGGAUGAUGACGUUUCUAGCAGUGAAAGCGCUGACAGUGGUGAUAGUGUCAACCCUUCCACUUCAAAUCAUUUUACCCCUUCGUCGAUUCUGAAGAGAGAGAAACGGAAGAGGACGAAGAAUGUCCAUUUUAACUGCGUUACUGUGUACUACUUCACAAGAAGGCAAGGGUUCACAAGCGUCCCCAGCCAAGGAGGCAGCACCCUGGGUAUGUCCACCCGUCACAACAGUGUGCGCCAAUACUCACUUGGGGAGUUUGCCAUGGAACAAGAAAGGCUUCAUCGGGAGAUGUUGAGAGAGCAUCUUCGGGAGGAGAAGCUGAACUCUUUAAAACUCAAGAUGACUAAAAAUGGCACGGUGGAAUCCGAGGAAGCAAACACUUUGACACUGGAUGACAUUUCUGACGAUGAUCUAGAUCUCGACAACACAGAAGUAGACGAGUACUUCUUUCUACAACCCCUGCCAACGAAAAAGCGAAGGGCGCUACUGCGGGCCUCCGGGGUCAAGAAGAUUGAUGUGGAGGAAAAACACGAGCUGCGAGCCAUUCGCCUUUCCAGAGAGGACUGCGGCUGUGACUGUCGAGUCUUCUGUGACCCAGAAACUUGUACUUGCAGCCUUGCAGGCAUAAAAUGCCAGGUGGAUCGUAUGUCUUUCCCAUGUGGUUGCACUAAAGAAGGAUGUAGCAAUACAGCAGGUAGAAUUGAAUUUAAUCCCAUCCGUGUUCGGACUCACUUUUUGCACACUAUAAUGAAACUUGAACUGGAGAAAAACAGAGAGCAGCAAGUCCCUGCGCUGAAUGGUUGCCAUGGUGAGAUAAGUGCUCACAGCAGUUCCAUGGGCCCCACAGCCCACCCGCUGGAAUAUUCGGUUCCGGACAACUUUGAAAUGGAAGCUGAACCUCGGGCUACCGUGAUGCACUUGCAGUCGGCUGAUGACUUAGACUGCCCAGGGGAGGAUGAUGAUGAAGAGGACGAGGAGGAGGAAGAUGCGAGUAGCUUUUGCAGUGGAGUGACAGAUUCCAGCACACAAAGCUUAGCACCAAGUGAAACUGAUGAAGACGAUGAGGAGGAGGAGGAAGAUGACGAGGAGGAGGAGGAGGAGGAAGAUGAAGAGAAAGUAGAUGAGUUUGUGGAAGGCUUGGGUGCUCAUGCUGACAUGGUACAAGCCCUUCCUUCGGUCCUUUGCUACUCUGAUAGCACCGCCAUGCAUGAAAACCACUCAAAGGCCUCCUCCUAUUAUGCCAACUCGUCAUCACUUUAUUACCAAAUAGAGAACCAUGGCCCUGGCACUCCUAAUCAGAUGCGCGAGACUUAUUCUGAAAGGGAUACCAUUACGAAUGGUAACCUUUCCCUGGUGCCUUAUAAUCCAACUUCAGAACAGUUUGUUGACUAUACACGGCAAUCAGAGGAAAGUUACAGCAGCUCGCUUUAUCCUUCUUCAAAUCCGUCCGUCAUAGUCUGCUGCUCGUCUUCAGAAAGCGACAAUGCUGGUCCAUGUAGUAGCUUAUACGCUGAGCAUAGGCCAAGACACUCCCAAGUGGACUUUCCCUCAUACUUGAAAAGUCCUUCUCAAGAUGGAUUUGUUUCUACUUUGAAUGGUGGCACUCACCUCCCGGAUCAUCCCGCUGAGAAUUCGCUCAGCCUUUCAGAAAAAAGCAGACUGCGUGAAGAGUGUAUCAAAUCGCCUGUCAUGGAAACGGUACCGGUUUAAAUUAUUUUAGGACUGAAUCACUAUAUUUAAAUGCACUCUAUUUUAAUUGGAUUCCCUGGAACCAUUUUCCCCCCUUAGCAAUGGAGGUGAGGGGGAACAGACUGUGGAUAAUGUUUUGAUUUUUGUUUUCCCUUUCAAGCUAUACUGGUUGUAGCCAUUGCACAAACAAAGUUCGUGUAAAAAGUAAAAUUUAAAGGAAAAAAAAAUCAAAUGGUCUUUUGAUAGAAAAUACCUAGAUUUAAAAAAAAAUCACUAAAAAAAAUAGCAGCCUACCUGUCAAACUAUGUGAAGCUGGGCUAUCUGACUCAAAGCUUCUCAUUUUGUCGGGCCUGUGCAAGGUAACGAACAUUUUACUUUGGAAUCUUCAUGUUUAGAGUAUUAAAUUUUCACACAUAUUUGAAGAUAGUGACUUUUUAAAUGUAGAUGUGAUUACAAAAAAAAAAACCAGAAUUGUUCGGUA
This is a messenger RNA of Elgaria multicarinata webbii, 2505 nucleotides long. It is a transcript of the gene CSRNP3, whose product is annotated as cysteine and serine rich nuclear protein 3. Gene Ontology annotation, cellular component: nucleus. The record is from RefSeq and is a predicted model, not a curated record. Gene Ontology annotation, biological process: regulation of transcription by RNA polymerase II. Gene Ontology annotation, molecular function: sequence-specific DNA binding; DNA-binding transcription factor activity, RNA polymerase II-specific. The coding region runs from base 99 to 2045 and encodes 648 amino acids. Lineage: Eukaryota; Metazoa; Chordata; Lepidosauria; Squamata; Anguidae. The transcript is spliced from 6 exons.